AUGAGUGACCAUGGAGAGAAGACUUGUCCACUGUGUGCUGAGAAGAUGGAUCUUACUGAUCAGCAAUUGAAGCCUUGCCAAUGUGGCUAUCAGAUAUGUGUUUGGUGUUGGCAUCACAUAGUGGACAUGGCAGAGAAAGAUCAAAUAGAAGGGCGUUGUCCAGCUUGUCGCACUCCAUAUGACAAAGAAAAGAUUGUUGGGAUGACUGUUGAUUUUGACAGUCUGGCCUCUGAAGGCAACAUUGAGCGCAAGAAGGUUCAAAAGUCAAAAUCAAAACCUUCUGAAGGGCAAAGGGAACUCACCAGUGUGCGAGUCAUUCGAAGGAAUCUUGUUUACGUUGUCGGGUUGCCCAUUAAUCUAGCAGAUGAAGAUCUACUCUAUCACAAAGAAUAUUUCGGUCAGUAUGGAAAAGUUAUGAAGGUUUCAAUGUCCAGAUUAGCAUCUGGUGUCAUCCAACAUUCCCAAACAGUACAUGCAGUAUAUAUUACUUAUGCAAAAGAGGAAGAGGCUGUUCGCUGCAUUCAGGCUGUUCAUGGGUUUACCUUGGAUGGUAAAGCACUGAAGGCUUGUUUUGGGACAGCUAGGUAUUGUCAUACAUGGCUGAGAAACGUGACAUGCGUCAACCCUUAUUGUCUCUAUUUGCAUGAGGCUGGCUCUCAAGAGGAUACUUUCACAAAAGAUGAGCUCAUAUCUGCCUAUACAAGAGUUCAGCAAAUCACUGGAACAUCAAAUGUUCUGCAGCACCGUUCAGGGAGCAUGCUACCGCCACCACUGGAUGCUUAUUGUAGUGACAAUUCUACUACAAAACCAAUCGUAAAAGUUCCUUCAACGAAUGCAGCAAGUGUUCCCUCCACCGCUCUUCCUGCUGCAUCGUCAUGGGAUCCUCCUCGCAAUCCAUUAUCCAGUUCAAGUGACUCUUCCUACGAUAGCAGAGCCACUGACCAGCCUUCAGCUACUAUGAACUCGUUUCACGAUCCAAAUGAAACUUGUGAUCAAGGUUCUAUUAGACAACCUGGUCCUGAAGUAUCAAAGUUGCCACAUUUAGAGCAGUGUAGGAUGGAUAGCUCUGUAAGACUGAUAAGAAAGCUGUCCCAUCAGAAAAUGGGCUCCCCUGCACAAGGCCUGAGUGGGAUUGGAGAUCAGAUUUGCAAUCCCAGACGCGAGUUAACUCAAAACUGGAAGUGGAGAAUGUAUCAUCAUUUGAUAGCCAACGGAAACACCCUGAAGAAGAUAUCAUUCGCUCGCGGUCUGAACGAUUCACAUUCGAGGUUUGCUUUGGACAGAGGCAGCGAUAGAUUGCAUGUUCCUAAUGGAUUUGGUGAGAAAACCAUGUCCAAUGUGGAGCACUCUCUGUUUGCUAAUGAAGGCAGGAACAAACGAUCUUCUACGCUUAAACCUUCCAACCUCCUGAAGCAACAUAACAGCCAGUCCAGAUUUUCUUUUGCUCGGUAUGAAGAAUCUAGUAAUCAAACAUUUGGCAGUGAGAACCAUCGCCUUUGUGGGCAGUUGCCGAGAGGUAAGCCUAUUCAGGAGUCUGUAGCGAGCCGAGAUAUCUAUCAGGAUAAUCUUGGGAGUCUUAAUGGAUUUGCUUCAAACUACUCUGGUGGAUUGGAAAACUAUGCUGCUAGUCCUAGAAGUCGUUUUCCUGACUCUACCUCCUUGUUGAGGAAUGCUUAUCAAGUACAGCCUCCAGUUGGUAAUCCGAAUGGUGCAAAUGAUAUUGAGUUUGUGGAUCCUGCAAUUUUAGCUGUGGGAAGAGGGAUGGUGAAUGCAGACUUGGAUAUGAGAUCAGGAUUCUCAUCUCAAAUGAAUUCCUUUGGAAACGAAACAGGACGGCAAAUGUUGAGACAGCAGUCUCUGUCUGCUGCACAACAACAAGUGAAUGGGUUUCACCAUGAUCACAGAAACUUAUCUCCUUCGCUUGCCACCGAUCCUUACCGAUAUAGUUCAAGGCCAGUGCAUCACCAGACACAGGGAAGUAGCGUAUCUGCCUUGUCACAGCUCCAAAGACAACAACAACAACAACCAUCUGCAAAUUCAAACUUGUCUAAUGGUCACUGGGAUAAGUGGAAUCAAGGGCAAAGUGUGAACUCUCUGGGCAUGACUGAGCUUCUUAGGAAUGAACGGCUGGCAUUUAAUGGGAGCCUAUACAACAACGGCUGUGAAGAACCCAAAUUCCGGGUUCCAAGCCCCGGAAAAUGGGACCCUUUACCUUUUACCUUUUUCUCAUAG
Messenger RNA from Microthlaspi erraticum, 2232 nucleotides. The record is from the annotation of a GenBank genome assembly. Lineage: Eukaryota; Viridiplantae; Streptophyta; Magnoliopsida; Brassicales; Brassicaceae.